AUGGUUGAGCCUUCCGAGAGUGACGCGCUGCUGUCAUCGUCCCCUUCGACAUUGCACGUGUCCAUUACAGCCGUCGAUGACGUUGAAAACGACAGUGACACGCCGUCCUCUGGUCACGAUGUCGUCGUCAGUGAUGCCCCCGGUCGCCACUAUGCGGCUCUGACGCGCUCGGCCUCUUCGCUGCGCUCUCCAUCGUCGAUCCUACGCUCACCCAUGGCUCGUUUUACACUUGAUGGACCAAGCUGGAAAUCUCCAAGUCGACACGCUGUGUCUCUGCCUCCACCCGAUCAAACGCUGGGUGUCCUACGCACUCAUUCAUUUCCAAGUGAUUUGUACUCGGGCGCUCGAUUCUCGCGCUUUGAGAUUGAAGAAGCGCUGCGACAACGCAAUGGAACAACGUUGUUGGAUUGGCUGAAAGGCAAGGGACGCAAUCCUUUCUCAGCUGCUACGCGCAAACAGGAACAAAAGGGAAAAGAUCGCGAGAAACGGACCAAGGCACAACAUCGUGAGUCAUUUAGUUAUGACUUUUUUGAAAGUCGAGUGAAUAUGCAGCACGAUCAAGAACAAACGGAAGGUGCCAUUCGAUCGCUCAAUAUUGCACGAUGGGUCAUGACGUUUCUAGUCGGUCUAAGCACUGCUUUGGUUGCGUGCUUUGUUGAAUUUUGGACGUCAUUGCUAUCUACGUUUCGUACUUCAACGAUGGAAUCGUUUGUAGCUGGCGAGCUCAACGGGUCACACGCUUUUGGCUCGGGUUACUUUGUCUACGCGCUCAUGAGUGUGGGGUUCGUAUCCGUUGCUAGCUACUGCGUUGCUAUUCUGUGUCCAGUUGCUGGUGGGUCCGGCAUCUCGGAGAUUAAAGCAACAUUGAACGGUAUCAAGAUUCACCGUGUGGUCCGGCUGAAAACGCUGUUUUGCAAGGCGUUCGGGAUCCUCUUUAGUGUGGCUGGAGGACUACCGAGCGGUAAAGAAGGCCCAAUGAUUCACAGCGGCGCCAUCAUUGGUGCUGGUCUAUCACAAGGCAAGUCCUCGAGCUUUGGAGUCGACACAAGCUGGACCAAGUUCAAAGGCUUUCGCAACGACAAGGAGAAGCGUGAUUUUAUCUCGUGUGGUGCUGCUGCUGGUGUGGCAGCUGCAUUUGGUGCUCCUAUCGGCGGUGUUCUGUUCGCACUGGAGGAGGGUGCCUCCUUUUGGCACCAAAACCUCACGUGGCGCACGUUCUUCUGCGCCAUGGUGUCUGCAUUCGUGCUGAAUUACUUCAUGACCUUUAUAGAGGCGAGCGAGUCGGACGAACCGACAUCUAAUGUGGGGCAUGUGUUCAUUGGCGGCACCAUGGGUACUCAAACGGGCACCUUUUCUUUCGGCCAGUUCAAAGGCAGCAUGGCCUACGAGGUGCUUGACGUUCCUGUGUUUAUCGUGAUGGGCAUGGUAGGUGGACUGGCGGGUGCUGCUUUCAACGGUGCCAACACGGUAUUAACCGAUUUCCGGAAGCAUUACGUGACUCACCGCUACUUGCGUUUCGGCGAGGCGUUGCUGAUCGCUUUCAGCAUGGCGACGGCAUCGUUCUGGCUUUCGUACUACUUUGGCACGUGUCUCGACCUCGCCGGCGACUACAGCGACUCGCUUUCGCGGUUUUAUUGUCCGAAGGGUCAGUAUAAUGAUUUGGCGUCACUCUUCACCGUGAAUUACGCUACUAGCAUGAAGCAGUUGCUGCACUUUACUGGCGAAGGUAGUUUCACGCUGUUCUCAUUGUGCAUGUUCUUUGUCGUGUUCUACAUGUUCGCAUGCUGGACCUACGGUAUUGCUGUGCCAUCGGGUCUGUUCGUGCCCAGCUUACUUGCUGGCGCAGCCUAUGGCCGCGUUUUUGUGAAGUUCGUUCACUACCUGGGCUUUCCUGUUGGCGCUCAAGAUGGUAUGUUCGCUCUGAUUGGUGCUGCCAGCAUGCUUGGUGGUAUGGCACGUAUGACAAUCUCGCUGACAGUAAUCAUCCUCGAGUGUACGGGAGUGAUCGAGUGGGGUCUUCCCAUCAUGGUGGCCCUAAUGGCUGCUCGCUGGGUCGGCAACAGUUUCAACGAGGGUCUGUACGACAUCCACAUUCACUUGAACCACUUGCCGUUUCUUGAAUUUGAUCCGCCCUACUACGCGCGCUUCCUGCGCGCCCUCAACGUCAUGAGCUCGCCUCCAACGUGCGUUCCACAGAUCGCCAAGGUCGGUGAGAUUUACGAUGUGCUCAAGAAAUGUAACCACGGUGGUUUUCCAGUGAUUGUGCCCCGCAGUCAGGACGCUGCUGGUGAUGGGCAACGGCCUAACUUUGGUGCGAGACGAAAAUCUCCUCGCUUUUCUGGUAUCAUCAAUCGACACCAUUUGUCUGUGCUACUUCAGCGCAAAGACUUUUUUGUGGAGAAACCGGAACCCUUUGUUCGUAUUCCUGCUGGUGACACGACGCUGUUGUACAACGACCAGUACGCGCUAUCAUAUCGGGACAUGGAAGGCAGCUACCCGCGAUACCCGUCUGUCAACGACAUUCAACUAGACGAGGAGGAGCGUAACUUGUGGAUGGAUCUUACCCCAUACAUGAACCCGACGCCCCAUACUGUUCAGGAGCAGACUCCAGUGCCGCGUGCAUUCCGUUUGUUCCGAUCAUUGGGAUUGCGUCAUCUCAUUGUGCUUAACCGACGUAAUGAAGUGCGUGGAUUGAUUACAAGGAAAGACCUGACACCAGCGCAUCUCAAGUUUUGCCUUGAGGGAUUGAGUGAGACAGAGAAGCAGCGGAUUCAAGGAUACUUUCACCGCGAUCGUUCUGGUUCCGAGCGCUUUGAAGAUGUGGAGAAGAAGCUGAUCAGCAUUACCGACAAUUCCUAA
Messenger RNA from Peronospora farinosa, 2859 nucleotides. The record is from the annotation of a GenBank genome assembly. Lineage: Eukaryota; Oomycota; Peronosporomycetes; Peronosporales; Peronosporaceae.